AGCAUAAUUUGUCUGUCGACUUUGCGUUCUCCGAUCCCCUCUAUCCUGUCAUUCAUUCAUUCCAUCCAUCUAUAGGCUAACGGCGUCUUUUCCCCGCAUUACACAACACCGCACCACACGCAUAAAGAUCAGCAACACCAAGACAAGACACAACUACAUGAAACUGCUGCAGCAGCAGCAACAUUAUAAAUAUUUUUUCACUCUUUAAUCACACCUCCACCAACACCAACACCCACACCCAGUUUUUUUACUACUACUUUUUUUUUUUCCUUACUUCACUUGUUUCUUAUUUUUAGAUGGAACCUAAUCAGACUCGUUUGGUCGGUGAUUAUAUACUUGGCUCCAGAAUCGGGCGGGGUUCUUUUGCCGUUGUUUGGAGGUCUAUACACCGUUUUUCCGGUUUACAAGUUGCGGUUAAAGAAAUUGACAAAAAACUGCUUACUCCAAAAGUUAGUGAGAAUUUGCUUAAAGAAAUUUCUAUUCUUAGCACUAUAAAUCACCCCAACAUUAUUCGCUUUUUUGAGUCUAUCGAGACUGAGGACAGGAUAUUUCUUGUACUGGAAUACUGUGAGGGAGGUGAUCUUGCUUUUUAUAUUCAACGCCAUGGGAAAGUGACUGAGGCUGUUGCAAGGCACUUUAUGAGGCAAUUGGCUGUGGGGUUGCAAGUGCUUCAAGAAAAACAUCUUAUUCACAGGGACUUGAAACCACAGAACCUACUUUUGUCAUCAAAUGAUUUAACUCCGCAAUUGAAGAUAGGUGAUUUUGGCUUUGCAAGGUCCUUGGCAUCAUCAGACUUGGCUGAUACACUAUGCGGCUCACCAUUAUACAUGGCUCCAGAGAUUAUUCAGAAUAAAAAGUAUGAUGCAAAGGCUGACUUAUGGAGUGUUGGCGCAAUUUUAUUCCAGCUGGUAACUGGGAAGCCGCCAUUUGAUGGCAAUAGUCAAUAUCAGCUUUUCCAGAAUAUUUUGACAUCUACAGAGCUGAGGUUUCCACAAGGUGCUUUGGAGGAGCUGCAUCCAGAUUGUGUUGAUCUAUGCAGAGGCCUUUUACGCCGAAACCCAGUUGAGAGGUUAACAUUCAAAGAGUUCUUCAAUCACAAGUUCCUUGGGGAGCCAAGGCUAUUGGUGAGUGCCAAAUCUUCUCCACUUCCACAAGUGAAAUCAGUGGCUGGGCAGUUUGAUGCGUCUGCUUCUGAUACAAGGUCUCAACUGGAGCAUGACAACUUAACAGUGCUGGAAAAGGUCUGUGACAGAAAUGAAAGUGUUCAUGGGUCUUUGCCAAAUAUUGUGCAUGAUAGGAUGGGGAAAUCUGCUGAUGGCAGCCAAUCUUUGUCGGAUCAGCUUCGAGUAGCUGAUUUAAUGGAGUCCAUAGAGAAGGAUUACGUUAUUGUAAAUCGUCAUUUUGCUUCAAUGGAAAAUUUCUCUUAUUACCUUGAGACAUCCCUGCAUGAUAGCUCCACCAGCAAAGCUUCCAUAUACCUGCCUCAGAAGAAUAACCAGGAUACAGUAGUUGCUACACAAACAAAGGAGUUUACUGGUAGUUCUGUUGGCAGUGCAAACAAUCCUGAGGUUCAUGGAUCAGAACCAUUAAGUGCGUCAUGUGUGCCAACUAUCUUAAGGGAAGCACAACGACUACCCAUACUACAUCCCUCGAUUAAGCUUCAAUUCUUAAAUCAGUAUGCACAGGAAAUUUCAGAACUAGCCCAAGAAAAGUAUGAUGCAGGAAUGUUUCUAGAAUCAUUUUCAGUUGAGCUUGUUGUUUUGGCUAUAUGGAAGAGAGCUCUCGAAAUUUGCGAACACUGGGUGGCCUCUACUGGAGGGAGCAAAUUACAUGAAAGCAGUUCAGCCAAUGAAUCUGCCCUUGUUUAUGGAGGCACAAAUUUAACUCCACCUGCAAUUGGGAAAUUGGAUUUUAUUGAGCCUUCAUCAGCCUGCAAGUGGGCAGAAAAAGGGUUCAUUCUUGCAUUUGAUCAUGCAGAGAAGUUGUCAAAUAGCCUCCGAGACAUGGAUGCUGCUGCUGAGAUGCCUGAUGCCAUGGAGCUGAUAUUCCAAAAAGCACUUGCUGUUGGGACAAGUGGUGCUGUAGAUGAGUAUAUGGAGAACAAGGGUGGUGCUGAUAACUCAUAUUCCAAAGCAAUGCUUCUGCUACAUUUUAUAAUGGAAGAAGCAACAUCUCUCCCAUUGAACCCUCCAUUUUCAUUAACUCCUGCUAGUAGGAAGCGAGUCAAAAGCUACAUUUUGAACUUGCAGUCUCGUAGGUCUCGCUUUUCAAUGUUGCAGCCAUUUCCUGAACAAUCCUCGGAUUCACUUACCAAGUAAAAUGCAACUCGUGUACAGCUACUUUUAGAAACUUUCCUAUGCUGCAGAUCACCAACACAUCACCUGGAAAUUAAGGUCAGAUGUGGCAUGCAAUUUUAAGUUUGCAUGUUUUGUAAAAUGGACGCGCACAGUAAUAUGCUAACAUGACUAAAGAAGCACUUUGAUGCAUGUAUGAUGUACAGAACAUACAGCAGACUCGUCAUCCUGGAAAAGCAAUAGUCUGUGUUUGAGUUGUGUAAAUAAGACAGAUUCUUCAUUUUUUUUUCCUGGAAAGAAUUGUGAAUAUGAGUGCUUGCUUACUUCAA
This is a messenger RNA of Populus trichocarpa (black cottonwood), 2623 nucleotides long. RefSeq names its product serine/threonine-protein kinase ATG1a. NCBI's taxonomy places the organism in Eukaryota, Viridiplantae, Streptophyta, Magnoliopsida, Malpighiales, Salicaceae. Gene Ontology annotation, molecular function: ATP binding; protein serine/threonine kinase activity. The coding region runs from base 297 to 2318 and encodes 673 amino acids. Gene Ontology annotation, cellular component: autophagosome; cytoplasm. The transcript is spliced from 13 exons. The record is from RefSeq and is a predicted model, not a curated record. Gene Ontology annotation, biological process: peptidyl-serine phosphorylation; autophagosome organization; protein autophosphorylation.